This is a messenger RNA of Populus trichocarpa (black cottonwood), 604 nucleotides long. Its product is annotated as monothiol glutaredoxin-S1. The record is from RefSeq and is a predicted model, not a curated record. The coding region runs from base 107 to 415 and encodes 102 amino acids. Lineage: Eukaryota; Viridiplantae; Streptophyta; Magnoliopsida; Malpighiales; Salicaceae. The transcript has a single exon.
AAGCCUUUCAGACUCUCAACAAACUUCAUUAAUACACCCACCCCACACACCUUCUAAAGUCUCUCUCAACAACCACACCAACUCUUUGAACGCUCUGUGACAUUAAAUGGAUGUGUUAAAUGUGAUGAUACAAGAAAAGCCAGUGGUGAUUUUCAGCAAGAGUUCUUGCUGCAUGAGCCACUCCAUCAAGUCGCUUAUACGUGGAUUUGGAGCAAAUCCAACAGUUUAUGAGCUCGACAGGAUUCCAAAUGGACAACAAAUUGAAAGGGCACUAGUGCAGCUGGGGUUUGGACAGAGCGUACCUGCUGUGUUCAUAGGCCAACGGCUGGUUGGUAAUGAAAGGCAGGUGAUGAGCCUCCACGUCCAGAACCAGCUGGUCCCAUUGCUUAUACAAGCCGGUGCUAUUUGGAUUUAGAAUAAGUAGUUUCUCACUGACAUAGGACAUGGAUCAUUGUCAUGCAUCUCAAAAUUUAGGUAAGUUGCUGCUGCUAGCUACUACUACCACCUUUUUUUUCACUUUUCUUUUUCCUCAAGCAGCAGAAAAUGAUAAGACCCAUGGCUCUAUUCUUAAUUUAUCUUGAGAGGAUUACUCUGUUUUUGUUAA